GUGGUUGACCCACAUCCUUCGAACAGGCUAUAUAAGCAACUCAUGCUGCAUCUUGUGUUUCAGUACCUCCAUCUAUUGGCAUUAGAAACAAGCUAUGGCGUCUUCAUUGCUGGCUCUUGUUAAAACUUUGUGUUUGGUCCUCCAUGUCCAGUUAUGUGCUUGUGGAGAGGCAGAGAUCAUCGGAGGGAAGAAGGUGAAGGCCCAUUCUCUGCCCCACAUGGCUCUCCUGUUUAACAGGACAGAUCAGCCCUGCUGCGGAGGAGCCCUCCUCUCCUCCAGAUGGGUGCUGACCGCGGCCCACUGUUCUAAUAUAUGUACUGUGCGUCUUGGGGUGGACAACAUUCCAAACAGCUUGACGGAUAGAUCUGUUCAGGUCCGGAAAGUUUCAAAGCGUUACCCCCAUUAUGCCUUUAACCAAACCACGCAUAUUCAUGAUCUCCAGUUGCUUAAGCUCGACCAAGAGGUGAAUCCGACCGAUACCGUAAAGUUUUUGCCAUUGCCCAAUGAAAUGCCAGACCCCCAGGAAGGUACCAAAUGCACGGUGGCUGGUUGGGGGGCCGUCAACGCUUCAAACUUCAAAAUGACAGAUGAUCUGAUGUCGGCCAACGUCACUGUUAUCAAAAGAGAAACGUGCAACUCGCCCACAUAUUACAAUUCUGACCCAGUCAUAACUGCCAACAUGGUAUGUGCCGGAACUGUAGGAGAGAAUGAGAAAGAUCAGGAUGCUUGUAGGGGAGACUCUGGAGGACCUUUGAUGUGCAACGGUGUGCAAGUAGGAGUAACUGCCUUUGGCAGGGGCUGCGCUAAACGGAACAAACCAGGAGUGUAUAUCUUGCUUUCCAAAGAACACAUUGACUGGAUAAAUGGGAUAAUGCAGAUAUAAGUGUUCCUCUGAAACAUCUGCAACUCAAGGAUGUCAAAAUUAUUUUCAUAUAAAUUGAUUGAAAAUCUGAAAAAUAUACAUAUGAGAUAAUGAUGAUUCUUGGAUAAAAUAUGUUCCAUAGUCAACCCUAUCUUGUGUCAAGGCACCACCAGGCUGGUGAAAUUCAAUGUUCUUAUGGUACUUGUGAGAUUCAUAUUUUUAUGUACUAUUAUUAAGUAUUAAGUCAAAUCAAUCAGGUAGUAAAAGUUAUGCUAUAGCAAUAUCUAUGUUUGCAAGUCAUGUAAGUCAUAAUAUAUAUGGGUGAUUUUUUCAUUUUUACUUGCUGUAAGGUUAACAUAGAUAGAUAAGGAGUUCUAAACUCAUAGAACAGCCAGGCCUUAGAAGGCCCAUUUGCUCUUGCAAUGUGUGAAAGGCUACUUCAAGACAAAGAGGUUGUGAGUGUGGUGAAUCUUUGCAUAAGGGAGUGUUCCAGUUGCAAAGCAGGAAGCGCGCUCUUGUUAAGGAACCAGCUCAGCUGAGGCAUCGGCAUGGACAGGGGAGAAGAACAGCAGGAGGAGACAGGUCGAAGGAGUAACCAACAGUAUAUUGUGUUUGUGAUCAUGUGUGGAGCUCAGACUUUACAUGGAGUUUUGUCUCUGUUCUGCAUAACGUAUUGAAGUAUUGUGUAAGCUUUGCAACGGCAUAGAAUAAAUUAUCUUACAUUUAAUUUA
Molecule: messenger RNA, 1593 nt
Organism: Gadus morhua (Atlantic cod)
Lineage: Eukaryota; Metazoa; Chordata; Actinopteri; Gadiformes; Gadidae
Product: granzyme A
Exons: 5
Coding region: 95-883 (262 amino acids)
Biological process (GO): proteolysis
Molecular function (GO): serine-type endopeptidase activity
Source: RefSeq, a predicted model, not a curated record